AUGCUCACCACUCAGUUAUAUUAUCCUAAACUUGUUUAUGAACGUCGGAUAAAUCCACAAGGAUUUUUAAAGGUAGAGCUCAGACAACCGACUGGAUUUCAUUGCAAAGGACCACGCUGUAGACAUCAACCUAUCCACUCCUCACAUUACUACAAUCCUCGUCGACAACCAAACAAGCCAUUGAUAGGCCUCAGGUGCCCGCUGGACAAAGAAAGCCAAGGAGCCUUUCGGACAUAUAGUCGAAACGAGUACAUUCAGGACAUUUGCAAGUUGAAUAACUUACAAACGUGUUCUAUUUCAUCAGACCCCAGCGUUCAGUCCAGCCCUUCAGCACAUAUUCUCAAGCGAACCGGAGACCACCUUACCAAAUCUAUGGCUGAACCGAAACGUACGCGCUUACCUUGCGAAGGCAUCCAUGGCAUAAGUACACACACAGGUAAAAGCAAGCCGGGGAAUCGCAAAUGCACGUGGCAAGUGUGUCCCGACUGCUGCCGACCUCAGCGAGAAGCUACUGGUACCCAGUGUUACACUCAUGAAUCUGCCGAGCGUGCAAAAGCCACCGUAGUACCUAAUACUCAACCGUUUCUUGAAACCGUUUUGGAAUCCGCCGCAAGUGGCAGCACCCAAGCAACUAUCCAAGCAACUUUAGCUGAAUCAAAUACGCAACGCAAUGAAGUCGAUCAAUCUCAGCUGCUAGGGCCAGCGCCUCCACUACACCCUUUGGCUCUCUCUCCUGCAACUAUGCGAUUCUAUCACCUCAAUCGGUCUCAGGAAGAAGAAGCUAAGCGUGCAGAAGAAGCAGCUGAGGCUAGCUGUGACAAAAACAUCUCAAUUUCGCUAUGGUUCAAAGCAGACAGCGAUCCCAUAUCUUUCAUGUUUGCUUCUAAAUCAAUGAAGCAAUAUGCGAUAUCUGAGUGCGAAGCUUUGAUCAUGUUUAUAAAGGCCACCGACCCGCAUUGGAAUCAGUGCCUGCGUGUAUACGAUGUGAAAGCGGACAGAUGGAAUAUAUCGUUAGUGGGGACUUCCAUCCCCAUGGUGACACCGCUUCGUGAAGCUUUAGUAUGCAUGACUACAGUAGAAGAUCCCAAGUUGUGUCGAGGACUGACCGAUUUACAGGAGAGGCUGGUUCCAGUGAACCGCACGUCGAUCAGAAGCACAUUGGAUUUGCUUAGAACCACACCGACAAAUCACCAAUACACGCCUGGAAGCAUCUCAGCUCGAUCGAGCUCAGUAGUGUCAUCUGUUUCAUCCCAACAAUAUUCAACGCCUGAAAUGACGCCGGUCAAUAUCAAAGAAGUCAACAAACGGCAAGCUCGAAACACAUCGCUUUCUGCCUAUCCCAUUACCAAAUCACCUCUAGCUUCUGCCAUGAAUCACGCCAGCGAAAAUGCGAUUGCCGUCCCAGACGCUCAGCCGGUCAUCAAUGUCAUCAAUCCAGGCACAGGUCCUAAAUUCUCACGUAACAUCUUCAACGACAACGAGCCUGACAGCCCCCCAACCCAACAGACGCCAAAUUUUUUCUCAAGUCCUAUCACAGACCUAACAGGGCCGGACAAACAAUUGGCCAAUCACAUCAACCAAAGUGACUAUGAAUCAGAUCGGAGUGAUUCAAGUCGCCGAGGCGAAGAAACUAGACCUUCUAUGACUGGACCUCCGCCCCCGCCGCAACCUGUUGAUACUGAACCCCCCACCUUCCGAAAAAAAUCGAAAGCUAAAAGAAGGACACGUAAGACUGGUCUAUGGCCACCACCGGAAUUGCCGAUGAAGCGUAUGAUUAAUUGGCAUGCAAAACAUUUGUCGACCCCAGGCAAGAAGCAAGUGUGGAACGACUUCUUCGCGGCUGACCAUGAUUGGAAUCGAACCGCCAUGUAUCGGUACAUACGAUGGAUUACCAUUGUAACUGAGGAGCGAUGGGAUGAAUGGUUUAGGGAGUGUAAACGAAAUCAUGUAGACACGACGUUUGCUUCUGCGAAGUUAUCUUUUGGUGAAGAGCUAGCAGACGCAUGGUAA
This is a messenger RNA of Melampsora larici-populina 98AG31, 2010 nucleotides long. RefSeq lists its product as uncharacterized. Bases 1 to 2010 code for a protein of 669 amino acids. The transcript is spliced from 6 exons. The record is from RefSeq and is a predicted model, not a curated record. Lineage: Eukaryota; Fungi; Basidiomycota; Pucciniomycetes; Pucciniales; Melampsoraceae.